UUCGCACCACAAAUUAACGUGGAAAGCAGAGCUGCGGACACACACCGUGAACCUGCUUCAGCUCCUCCACCAAAUUAAUUUUUGUAGAAUGCUAACUUCAUAACCAUAGCGAUGAAACUGUGUUCAGAAGUAAACUAACGAAGACAUGCGUGACCUCAACAUCAUGUUGUGGCGUACGCCGUUUUCCGGUAGUAUGCGUACGGUUUCAGCAGCAGAGCUCAAUUCCAUGAUAGAUGCUUACGUACGCAACAACAACGUACGCCAAGCACGCAAACUGUUUGACGAAAAUCCCUCAACCCGCUCCCUUGUUUCCUGGAACAUGAUGAUGAUGGCCUACGUUCAACAACAUCAAAUUCGACAUGCCCAUGACCUAUUCGACCAAAUUCCCCAAAGAGAUGCCGUUUCGUGGAACAUCAUGCUCGCUGGUUUUCAGAGAACCAUGGACACUCACAGGUCUUUCCAGUGUUUCUUGCAAAUGGGAAGAGACGGUAUUGGGCCGAAUGACUACACACUAUCCAUAUUGCUCAGAUCAGUUAUGGGUACUCAUUUUGAUGUUUUGGUGCAGCAGCUUCAUGCUCUUGCACUGCAUUUGGGACUCAACUUGAAUGUGUUUGUUGGGUCUGCUUUGAUCAAAGCUUAUGGGAGUUUAAGGUUGAAGGUGGCUUUGGGUCGUGUGUUUGAUGAUAUAUUGAUAAAGGAUGUAACAUCUUGGAAUGCUUUGGUUUCCGGUUACAUGGAAAUAGGAAGUAUGGUCGAUGCUCAAAAAGCAUUCGACCUCAUGCCUGAAAGAAACAUCAUUUCUUGGACUACUUUGGUCAAUGGUUAUAUCAAGAACAAGAGACUUAACAAAGCAAGGUCUGUAUUUAACAGGAUGGGGGAGAGAAAUGUGGUUUCUUGGACGGUAAUGAUUAGUGGGUAUGUGCAAAACAAGAGAUUUAUGGAUGCAUUGAAGCUUUUUCUUUUGAUGUUUAAGUCAGGGGCUCGUCCCAAUCAUUUUACGUUUUCAAGCGUGUUGGAUGCAUGUGCUGGUUGUCCUUCUCUUCUGAUGGGCAUGCAAGUCCACCUUUGUCUAAUCAAGUCUGGCAUAACAGACGAUGUAAUCUCAUUGACAUCCCUUGUUGAUAUGUAUGCAAAAUGUGGGAAUAUGGUUGCAGCAUUUAGUGUGUUUGAGUCCAUUCGAAACAAGAAUUUGGUGUCGUGGAACUCGAUAAUUGGUGGUUAUGCCAUGCAUGGUCUUGCAACUCAAGCACUGGAGCAGUUUGAUAGAAUGGAAAGAGUUGGUGUCACACCUGAUGAAGUUACAUUUGUGAAUGUGUUAUCAGCAUGUGUACAUGCAGGUCUUGUUGAAGAAGGUGAGAAGCACUUUGCCAACAUGGUGGCCAAGUAUAGGAUCCAAGCAGAGAUGGAGCACUAUAGUUGCAUGGUGGACCUGUAUGGAAGAGCAGGGCAAUUAGAUAAAGCAAAGAAAUUGAUCAGGACUAUGCCCUUUGAACCUGAUGUGGUGUUGUGGGGUGCAUUACUUUCAGCUUGUGGCCUGCAUUCAAAUAUAGAACUUGGGGAGUAUGUUGCGGAAAGAAUCCGCAAACUAGAGAGCAAUCAUCCUGUUUCCUACUCAAUGCUUUCAAAGAUCCAAGGUGAGAAAGGGACAUGGAGCAUGGUAAAUGAAUUAAGGGACAUGAUGAAGGAGAAACAAAUAAAAAAGCAGAAGGCAUUUAGCUGGGUUGAGUGAUCUCUUGAUGUACAUUCAGCUAAAUUAUGAGCAAUUUAUGGGGGAAGUUGUUGCCAAGAAAAGAGAUGUCCCACUCCUUUUUUUGAGAGCCUUUGUUAUGGUCAUCCUCAAACCACUCCCCAUGGAACAAGAAUUUAUUUCCUUGCUUGGCUUCUGAAUAAAUCAAAUGCUUGUGUUGGGGGGUUUUCAACUGCUGCUGAAACGAAUGCCUAGCAAAUGAUUCGGGUUUGGGUAAUUGCUUUGUCUUCAUACGCCGUCAAUGUUUUAUGUGGGGUUGGAGAGGGGAAGUGUCAUAUGCACAGUUGUAUAAAACGAGUUCCCUAUGCCUCCCCAGUACAUUUCAUGUUUGCAGCCAAAGCUGUGUAGCUGGAUAAGAAGAUUUUGAUCUGCAAGAAGUGAUAACAGACACAAAAUUAUGGCGGGGACAAUGAAUUUUAUGAGUGAUCAUAAAAUAAAAUGUUUCGCUCUGCUCUUCCUUAUAAAAAGUAUGAAAGAUAUAUAACUAACUGAAAUUCAUUU
Arachis stenosperma is the source of this 2248-nucleotide messenger RNA. Its product is annotated as pentatricopeptide repeat-containing protein At4g02750-like. The record is from RefSeq and is a predicted model, not a curated record. Gene Ontology annotation, molecular function: protein binding; RNA binding. Gene Ontology annotation, biological process: RNA modification. Bases 146 to 1729 code for a protein of 527 amino acids. The transcript has a single exon. NCBI's taxonomy places the organism in Eukaryota, Viridiplantae, Streptophyta, Magnoliopsida, Fabales, Fabaceae.